Anguilla anguilla (European eel) is the source of this 3175-nucleotide messenger RNA. RefSeq names its product steroid 17-alpha-hydroxylase/17,20 lyase (gene cyp17a1). The record is from RefSeq and is a predicted model, not a curated record. The transcript is spliced from 8 exons. Lineage: Eukaryota; Metazoa; Chordata; Actinopteri; Anguilliformes; Anguillidae. Gene Ontology annotation, molecular function: iron ion binding; heme binding; steroid 17-alpha-monooxygenase activity. Bases 425 to 1957 code for a protein of 510 amino acids. Gene Ontology annotation, biological process: progesterone metabolic process; hormone biosynthetic process.
ACAAUCACUACCUGCACUACGUUUGAGUUUUAUAAUUUAACCGCUGCACACUGACCAUAUCCCAGGCUCUUAGGGGAGUUCAUGUGCCCCACAGCUCCAUAAAAUAUUGGUAUCUUGAAUUAUUGCAGAAAUAUGUGUUGUUAUCCAUCAUGGAAGAAUAUAACUAAAGCACUAUGACUAAUUUCUACAGUAUUUCUGUAUUACAUUUUUUUCUAAAUGAAAUUCUUUAUUUACAUUGACAUCAGCUAUUUAAGAUAUCUCAGGACAAAAUAUUUCGGGUCAAGGCAAUGGCAUUGAAGGACGCAUAUAAAAGCCUUGCAUCUCCGUGCGUGUGGGAUGAACUGCACAGAGCCCCUUGGUCGUCAUAACAGAUGAAUGACAGUUACCGCUGCCGGUUGCCUUAAGAUUGCUAAAGCUGCUGGCGAUGGAGUGGAUUUUUUGUUCGUUUGUACUUUUCGUGGUCGCGCUCACCGCGCUGCUAAUAAAAGUGCGAAUCCAGAAGGCUCUGAAGGAUACGCGACCCCCAAGCCUUCCCUCGUUCCCCAUCAUCGGGAGUAUUCUCAGUUUGAGAAGCGAGCACCCGCCGCACGUGCUGUUUCAGGAGCUGCAGAAGAAGUACGGUGAAACCUAUUCGCUAAGGAUGGGCUCCCACGACGUGAUCAUCGUCAACAGCCACCAGCAUGCGAAGGAAGUGCUCCUGAAAAGAGGCAAAACCUUUGCAGGGAGACCGAGAACCGUCACGACAGACAUUCUGACGAGGGAUGGGAAGGAUAUUGCAUUCGCAGAUUACAGUGCCACAUGGAGGUUCCACAGAAAAAUGGUGCAUGGAGCUCUGUGUAUGUUCGGAGAGGGAUCAGCAUCCAUCGAACAGAUAAUCUGCAGGGAGGCCAGCUCCAUGUGUCAGGCCCUAGUGGAGCUGCAGAGUACUGCGGUCGACCUGGCUCCAGAGCUGACCCGCGCUGUCACCAACGUGAUCUGCGCACUCUGCUUCAGCUCCUCCUACCAGCGCGGGGACUGCGAGUUUGAAGCCAUGCUGCAGUACAGCCAGGGCAUAGUGGACACCGUGGCCAAGGACAGCCUUGUGGACAUCUUCCCCUGGCUGCAGAUAUUCCCCAACAAAGAUCUAAAAAUCCUGAAGCAGUGUGUGACUGUUCGAGACAGCCUGCUGCAGAAAAAGUAUGACGAGCACAAGGCGGAGUACAGCGAUGACACGCAGCGGGACCUGCUGGACGCGCUGAUCAGAGCCAAGCGCAGCGCGGAGAACAACAACACCAGCGCGACGCCGAGCCUGGGCCUGACCGACGACCACCUGCUGAUGACCGUGGGGGACAUCUUCGGGGCCGGCGUGGAGACCACCACCACCGUGCUCAAAUGGGCCGUCGCCCUGCUCAUCCACCACCCCCAGGUGCAGAAGAAGAUUCAGGAAGAGCUGGACAGUAAAAUCGGGAUGAACAGACACCCAAAAUUAAGUGACAGAGGCAACCUGCCGUAUCUUGAGGCCACCAUCAGGGAGGUGCUGAGAAUCCGGCCGGUGUCGCCCCUCCUCAUACCCCACGUGGCCCUCGCUGACUCCAGCAUUGGGGAGUACACAGUUGGAAAAGGGGCCAGAGUCAUCAUUAAUCUAUGGUCCCUGCAUCAUGACGAGAAAGAGUGGAAGAACCCGGAGAUCUUUGAUCCCACCCGCUUUCUGGACGAGGAGGGCAGCAACCUGUGCUGUCCCUCGGAGAGUUACCUACCGUUCGGGGCUGGAAUCAGGGUGUGUCUCGGGGAGUCCCUGGCGAAGAUGGAGCUGUUCCUCUUCCUCGCCUGGAUCCUGCAGCGCUUCACAUUGGAGGUUCCCCCGGGCCAGACCCUGCCGGACCUGGAGGGCAAAUUUGGGGUGGUCCUGCAGCCGCAGAAGUACAAAGUCUGCGCACAGCUCAGGCCAUGCUGGGCAGAGAACCAAACUGAUGGCUAACUCCACAACAAGCAGGGCCAAAGAGUCCAACCCACUUAUGACAUCACAAUAGGUUGGGCCAUAUAAAACCCAAUCUGUUGCUGACAUCACAACCCACUGCUUACAUCACAAUAGGUUGGGCAAUGUAAAAGCCAACCUGCAGCUGACAUCACACAGGGCAGCGCCAAAGAACCCAAUCCUCUGCUUACAUCACAAUGGGUUGGGUCAAAAAGACCCAACCUACUGCUAACUAUCCUGGGCAUGUAAGUGGGCAGUCAUGCCACAGGGCGACAAUACCAGCCACUGUAGCAAUAAUAUGUAUAUACAUAUAUAUCAUUUUUGUCUUCUUUGGACAGAACAGGGAUGUUGUUCUUGCACUAAGAACAUAUCCCUGUUGGAAUUUUUCACAAAGUAUGAUGUAAUUUUUAAAAUUCUUUUUAUAAUUUUCAAAUGAUAAACAGAUGGGAGAUGCUUUUGCUCCAGGAGAAUAGAAGAAAAGAUCUGUGACAUUCAGUUCAAUGCCUUUUUUAUUUAUCUUGCAGUUAUUAAUUUGUCAUUCAGUUGACACAGGAGCUGUGUUCAAGGAUCACUAAUGAAACAUACUUUGGAAAAAAUUUGGUGUGCUGUGUGAUGUCAUUCUCAUUACAUUAGUGAAGCUGAAUGUCCACAUCUGUCCUUCCAUUGACAAGGGCUUUGCUUCUGUUAAAUGACCACUUCUGUAUGCAGGACCCUGACUUACCUUUGGCUGUAGGAAGAGAUUAGAUAAGAAAUCAAAUAUUUGGCCGUGACAGUGUAACAUAUUGUAAGCGCACACACACACCUGCACACACCUAAGUACCCACACACGGACACAUACACACAAUUAUUUUAAAAUAUGAUCAGAUUGUUAAAAUUCUUUCAAAUGAAUAGGGAGCAACUGGUGGCAGAUGUAAAGUUGAAGAGUGCAUACUGAAGGAAACCUAUUCUGAAUUUGCUGGAAGGUUCUGGAAGAUUACAGAUGAAAGGUCAAAGGUCAAGUUAGGCUGCCUGGUUCAUGUACAUUCCUAUGAUGUAAUCUGUCAAUAAUUGAUUACAGCUGUCCCAUUCUCCCCUUUGCUCGCACUGCAAAAUAACAAGCUCGCCAUUCAACUGCAAUUCUACUCCACCCAUCAGUCCAACAGCUAAAAAUAAAUGGUGUCAUUUACCGUACACAGAACUACAGGGAAACAUAAUAGACACAAUAAACACAGUAUUACUCAA